Messenger RNA from Saccharomycodes ludwigii, 498 nucleotides. RefSeq lists its product as uncharacterized. The coding region runs from base 1 to 498 and encodes 165 amino acids. The record is from RefSeq and is a predicted model, not a curated record. NCBI's taxonomy places the organism in Eukaryota, Fungi, Ascomycota, Saccharomycetes, Saccharomycodales, Saccharomycodaceae. The transcript has a single exon.
AUGUUUGCUAACAAUAUAACUACAACUUCUCUAUUUAAUAGACCUAAUAAUAAUAAUAAUAAUAAUAAUAAUACUAAUAACAACAACAACAAUAAUAAUAAUAAUACUUACUCUUUAAUGGACAAGAUUAAAUCCAGAAUUAUAAUACCAUAUGUUUCUAGUGAUAAAAUUAAAAAUGGUUACAAGAAUGGAGGUUUCUUAUUUCUAAAAACAAAACGUUUAAUUGCUAAUACCAAAAAGAAAAAUCCUAAUAGUGCCAAUAAUGAUAAAGAAAUUAAUAUAUUUGAUGUAGAUGUGGAAUUAAAACAAAAAAAAAUAAUAACAAAAAAUGACUUAAUUCAAUAUAACAUUAAAAAAACAGGUCUUAUAAAAAAAAAUGAUACCGUCCAUAUUAGCAACGGAACAGCUAAAAAUAACGUUAAUGGUGAUGCAAAUGAACAUUUUAAUGCUCAUAAUACUGAUAGAAAUGUAUGGCUAUAUGAUAAAUAUGUUUUUUAA